This is a messenger RNA of Helianthus annuus (common sunflower), 1025 nucleotides long. RefSeq lists its product as uncharacterized. The record is from RefSeq and is a predicted model, not a curated record. Lineage: Eukaryota; Viridiplantae; Streptophyta; Magnoliopsida; Asterales; Asteraceae. The transcript has 5 exons. The coding region runs from base 93 to 905 and encodes 270 amino acids. Gene Ontology annotation, biological process: protein transport.
CAUUUUCUAACCAACUGUUUAAACAAACCACCUAACCCCUUUCUUUAUAUACCUCACUUCACUCACUUCAUUUUACCUUACCUCCAGUAGAUAUGUUUGAUCUCAUGUUUGGAUGGAGAAAAGCCUCCCAAUGCAAGAAGCUGAUGAAGAAGCUUAGGUGUCGUUUGAGUCUGCUCAAGAACAAGAGAUGCUGUAUUGUAAAACAGUUACGAAAUGAUGUCGCACAACUCAUCAAACACGGUCAUCAUCAGACUGCCUUCCACAGAGUGGAUGAAAUCUACAAGGACGAAUGCAUCAUCGCAGUAUACGACCUUUUGGCUCAUUUUUGUGAAUUUUUAUCUCAUCAACUUCCCUACAUUCGUCGUAGCAGGGAUUGCCCUAAUGACAUCAAUGAAGCAAUAUCGAGCAUUAUUUUCGCAUCAGCAAGAUGUGGAGAGCUGCCAGAGCUUCUGCGCAUACGUAAACUCUUUAGCCAGCGCUAUGGGGAGCGCUUUGAGGCCAGGGCACUCGAUUUACUUCCAGGAAAUCUAGUCAAUUUUCAGGCUCCAUUGAAGGAGGACGGUGAAGAUCAAAGGGUUUUCAUGUUCACCACCAGUGUAGGAAGCCAUAAAAGCAUAGGCUUACUGAUUUCGAUCAUCGAUUGGUUGGUUAGAGCAGGAUCAAAGAAAAGAUCAUCAGACUCCCAUCCUCCCGCUGUCGAAAAGCACAACUGCAUUGUUAGGCCGACUGGAGAAGUGAAGGCAAUGACUAUGCCUUGUGAUCGUUGGAAGAAAGGUGUGGAUGAAGAAGCUGAUGGUGUAAUGAGGUGCUAUUCGUUGCCUCAUGUGCAUCCGAAACUCCCAGACUAUGACGAGUUAGCGGCAAAGUUCAUAGCACUCAAGAAAGAAAAGUUUCUGAAUGUUUAAAAUCCAAGGUUAUUUAGAACAAAAUUUUGUGGCUGGAGUUUUAUUUUUAUUUUUUAGGAAACAAAGUUAUAAGUUGUUUGUAUAUAAUUUAAAAGUAUUAACCGGGAAUAUUGUGCUCAA